Podarcis raffonei (Aeolian wall lizard) is the source of this 1781-nucleotide messenger RNA. It is a transcript of the gene GJD3, whose product is annotated as gap junction protein delta 3. Bases 134 to 1051 code for a protein of 305 amino acids. The transcript has 2 exons. Lineage: Eukaryota; Metazoa; Chordata; Lepidosauria; Squamata; Lacertidae. Gene Ontology annotation, biological process: cell communication. Gene Ontology annotation, cellular component: connexin complex. The record is from RefSeq and is a predicted model, not a curated record.
AAGCCCUGCCUCUCCCUCCCUCUGUCCCUAUGCCCCUCUCCUAGGCAGAGCUGAAGCCAGCCCAGUCCAGGGAGGAGAGCAGAGCGAGGGGAUGCCAGCUAAGCUGCCUUAGAAGAGCAGGAGGAGAGCAGCCAUGGGUGAGUGGGGGUUCCUGAGCUCCCUUCUGGACGCGGUGCAGGAGCACUCUCCCAUGGUGGGCCGCUUCUGGCUGGUGGUGAUGCUCAUCUUCCGCAUCCUGAUCCUGGCCACGGUGGGCAGCGACGUCUUCGACGACGAGCAGGAGGAGUUUGAGUGCAACACGCGGCAGGUUGGCUGCAAGCAGAUCUGCUACGACUUGGCCUUCCCCAUCUCCCACUACCGCUUCUGGGUCUUCCACAUUGUGGUGCUCUCCGCCCCGGCGGUCCUCUUUGUCAUCUACUCCAUGCACCAGACCACGAAGAUCAACCAGAAGGAGAUGGAAGGGGGAGAGGAGGAAGCCAGCCGGGCGGGGGAAAAGGCCCCUGCAAAAUUCGGGCCUCAGCCCAGCCAGCGCAGCCAAAACAUCAAGACCUUCUACAUUGUCAACGUGGUGGUGAGGAUCUUGGCCGAGAUGGGCUUCCUGGUUGGACAGUGGAUGUUGUACGGCUUCCAGGUGGGGUAUCAGUACAUCUGCAAGCAUCACCUGUGCCCUCACCUCAUUGACUGCUUUGUCUCUCGGCCAACCGAGAAGACCAUCUUCAUCCAGUUCUACUUCAUGGUGGGGCUGGUUUCAGCCUUGCUCAGCCUGGUGGAGCUGGCCCACCUCUUGUUCAAGAACCGCUGCAGGAGGCGCCGCACGAUUGCCCCGCCCACCACUGCCUCUUACGAACAGCAGGACAACUGGUCCAAUCAGAAGCAAGAGAAGAAAUCGCAGCACUUCCUGGCCCCGGCAGAGGGAGGCGCCAAUGGGGUGCCUUCUCAUGGCGGGAUUCCCAGUCACUAUGAGCCCAAGGCUCACUUCCACCAUAAGAGUUCCACGAAGAGCAGCCGGUCCUCUCGCUCUUCUUCUGCCAGAGCUGACUUGACCGUGUGAGGCCAGGGAGCUCCCUCUCUCCUCUGCCUCGCUGGUUGUUCCCUGGAUGAGCUGGACUCCUCCGGCUGGAAUAAUCGCACCCAUGAACUGUGUUUGCAGCCUGGCCCAAAUUAAUAGCACAGACCUGAUAUCGGAUCAUCUGUUCUAGAUUGUAAAGGAGACCUGCUGCAAUCCUUGGGGAUUCGUGCUUUGCUUUCAUGUAUGUUUUGGGGAAUUGGGGUGGGCUGGGCUGGCAUCUUUCAUUUAUACAGUGGACGCUCGGGUUGCGAAUGUGAUCCGUGCAGGAGGCACAUUCGCAACCCACAGCACCACGUCUGCACACGCGUGGGUUGCGAUUUGGUGCUUCUGCGCAUGCGCGGCCGCCGAAACCCGGAAGUAACCCAUUCCGGUACUUCUGGGUUUCAGCACAUCCAUAACCCAAAAAAACGCAACCUGAAGCGUCUGUUACCCAAGGUGUGACUGUAGUGUGCUCCAAAGGAUGCAUAGGCUUGAAACCCCUAAGAAAUGAGUCAGGAAGCUACACGCAUCGGAAGGAGUGGAAGUGGGGAGACAAUGACUUUUCCAACAAUGCACAAAACUCUUGUCCAGAUGAGCAACUCCUGCUUGAAUGGGCUAAAGAUUUGGCAGCAAACCUGGCUAUACAGAAGUGUGAUGUCAGAUGCAAUUGGGGAUGCUGCGAUUGUUGGCAGUGGGGAAAUUGCAAUAAAAGGGGAUUCCUUUUUCUUGUUAA